UACAAUACUCCAUUGAAUUGUAUAUCUGGAUCUAUCCCAGACACUGUGACCUCGAUCAAGUUUGGUACUUCAUUCAACAAAUCGGUUGAUGUUGGUCACCUACCACCUGCGCUUACCUCUCUCACAUUGGGCCUCUCAUUCAACCGACCACUCAUCGAAGGAUCUCUGCCAUCGACACUUACCUCACUCACAUUCGGCCGAAUGUUCAACCAGUACAUCGACUCCAAGUUGCCAGACUCCAUCACAUUGUUGGUGCUGGGUGGCUACGGACAGCCAAUCGCACCAAGCAGCCUGCCCCAGUCCCUGACCUCGCUCACCUUUGGAUACAUGUUCAACCAUGAGAUUGAACCAGGUGUGCUCCCGCCAAACCUCGUCACGCUACGCUUUGGACAUCACUUCUCAAAAGACAUCACUCCUUAUUCACUCCCCGAGUCACUUAGAACGCUUACCUUUGGCGAAUGGUACGCCCAACCAUUCCAAACUGGAUCGCUCCCACCCUGGCUUCUCUCGCUGAGUCUGGGAUCGAUGAGCCCAGAGUCGGCCGCCAACUGCCUCCCCAACUCACUGACGCACCUCCAGUUCAAUGAGAGGAACGUCCCAACAGGCCCCCUGCCAACAGGUCUCAAGACCCUGGUCAAUGGAAUGAUUAGCCACAAGACCGACAUGCCACACUCACUCACCAAGCUCAAGCUGCGCCCUUACUUCAACGAUCAGAUGCUCCCAUUUUGGUUGCCACAGACACUGCGCAACCUGAGUCUGGGCGAUAUGUACACACAGGAGUUGCUGCCUGGCACACUACCAUUCUCGCUAACAAAGUUGACAAUGGGCACACAUUAUAACAAACCGAUUGGAAAGGGUCUGUUGCCAAGUUCGAUCAUCUCACUCACGAUUGGUCACUACAUGUCAAUGCCAAUUGUAUUCCCGCCCAACCUAAGAUAUCUAAGUAUGGGAAGGAUGGAACAACAAUUCCAUUAUUUACAACAAUUGCCAGAGAGUAUUGAGGAGGUGGCCAUCACACAUGUACCUUUGGCACGACCCUAUGAGCGCUCAUCACCCCUGACUUGUGUGUCGCCCAACAUCAACAUCAAGUACUUUACAAUGUUCAUUGAGAAUGCACCGUUCAACGUAAAGUCAACAUGUAAACUAUCAAACAUACGUCAGCUUAUAUACAACUCACUUGGAUGGCUUGCAUCUGGCACUAUAUCAACAUACCGUGUGCGCAAGUUACUCUGGAUGUCGAAUGGUCACACAUCAUUCGAAUACCGCGUCAUUGACCACCAUCACGUACUCUGUAUUGGGAAACAUUCAAUCACUGACAGUUCAACAAUGUUCAUACUUCCGUACCCUCCUCCUUCUCCUCCUACA
Acytostelium subglobosum LB1 is the source of this 1365-nucleotide messenger RNA. RefSeq lists its product as hypothetical. NCBI's taxonomy places the organism in Eukaryota, Evosea, Eumycetozoa, Acytosteliales, Acytosteliaceae. The record is from RefSeq and is a predicted model, not a curated record. The annotation marks the transcript as partial. The transcript has a single exon.